AUGCAUUUCCUUUUUAUUUUCUCCGCGAUCCUCCAGUCAGCCUCUCUGGUUGCUGGAUCCGCGAUCCCCCCUGGAGCCAAUGGCAAUAAUACAACCACCCAAAAGGCCCGUGGCAUUAGCAUUGCUAGCGAAAGCCAGUAUUGCAAUGAAAAGGCUGCUGAGUUAUACAACAAUAACUUGGAGGCUACUGCAGCGGAUGCGAUCAUAGCUACAGUUUUUUGCAUUGGGACGGUUGCAAUGUAUCACAGUGGCAUUGGGGGAGGAGGCUUUGCUCUUGUGAAACACGAGAACGGCUUUGAAGCCAUUGAUUUCAGGACAACUGCUCCAGGCAGCGCAACCGAUGAAUACUACAACAACCGCAGUGUUCACGUAGGGGGUGCAUCGGUUGGUGUACCAGGUGAGCUUCGGGGGCUCCGGCAAAUCUACAAAUAUGCAAAAUUGGACUGGAAAAUGCUCUUCCAGCCUGCCAUCCAAGCUGCCAAAGGCGACUUCAAGGCAAAUGAUGAUUUGAUGUAUUUUGUCAAUCGUCUUGUGUGGGACCCAUUGCUGAAGGAGGAGGAGGACCCUCGAUACCCUGAAUGUGGUUGGUUCGGACAAUACCCUUGGUACGAAACGUUUUGCCCUAACGGGAAACUGAUGCAAAAGGGCACCCCGUUGAACCGGACAAAAUAUGCCGAAACUUUGGAGGCAAUUGCGAAUAGUGGAGACGAGGGCACCUUUUACAAUGGAACAAUUGCAGAUCACACUUAUGAAACUUUAAGGAAAAGGUCAAGCUUGAUGUCAAAACAGGACCUGCAGAACUAUGAGGCUAAAAUACGGCAGCCUGCCAGCAUUAACUAUCGAGGCCAUACGGUUACAAGCACACCGAUACCUACGAGUGGGUCGAUCGUACUCAGCAUAUUAAAGAUUCUGGAAAGGUUUGCCAGUAAAUUUAAUCCAGGUACUGAUGGACCAAGUACCCAUUGGCUGCUUGAGGCAUUGAGAUAUGGAUACGCUCAGAGGUCCAGACUGGGAGAUCCUGACCCCAAGUUCCACCCCAACAUCGACAUGGCUAAGUAUCAAGAAUGGUUGCUUAAUGCGGAAAGCGGGUUCCCACAUGAAGCCAACAUCAAGGAUAAGGCUCAGCGAGAUGUUCUAGAUUACCUAGUGCCAUAUCCUGGAGCUGCUAAAGUCCUUUCAUCUAGCCCGUCAAACGAUACAGUGAGAUACAGCGGAGGAACCUCUCAUGUUGUCGCUUUGGACAGCGAUGGCUUAGCCAUAUCUCUCACUACCAGCGUUGGCGAGUGGUUCGGAAGCAGAGUCAUGGAUCCUAACACUGGGAUUAUCUUCGGCGAUGACAUCUCUGACUUCCAGCGCAUUCAGCAUCCCGACAAUCCACUAGAAUUUGCGAACAAUCACAUCGAAGGGGGUAAAAGGCCUCUUUCCGGAAUGUCACCUACCAUCGUUACAAACGCAAAGGGAGAAGUGUACUUUGUUACAGGCUCUGCUGGUGGGACACGAAUUCCCUCUGCCACCUUACAAACCAUUGUCAACGUCAUUGAUCGGGGAAUGUCGGCUGUAGAUGCCAUCAGCUCGCCGCGUUUGCAUGAUCAGCUGAAUCCGAAUAUUACCGAGUUUGAUCUAUCGCUAACAAACGACCAGAGGAUGUACAGCAAACAUAUUGUGAAAGAUAUGCAGGACAGAAACCAUUUGUUUACGUGGGUUGAACCAGGCUUCUCCUCGGCCCAGGCAAUCAGACAGGUACCUGGAAAGGUUCCCGAAGCGUCUGGAGAAGAGUGGCAGAGUGAUUCAGGAGGAUGUAUACCGAAGCCAUUGGUAGCUACUGGAAAAUCUGACCCAUUACAAUACUACUUAUUUAAUCCGAUUUGGCGUUACUCCACCGUUGCUAUUAUCCGCUACAGACUUCUCUACAAUAACACUGGGAUUUCAUGUGGCGUCGGAAUGCCUUCUAUCGCUACCGAAGCCUCGAGGUCUCAUUUGUCACAUCACUUCCAGAGGCUGACGCAGAUUGGUGCUGGUUAG
Messenger RNA from Nannizzia gypsea CBS 118893, 2022 nucleotides. Its product is annotated as gamma-glutamyltranspeptidase 2. The coding region runs from base 1 to 2022 and encodes 673 amino acids. The record is from RefSeq and is a predicted model, not a curated record. Lineage: Eukaryota; Fungi; Ascomycota; Eurotiomycetes; Onygenales; Arthrodermataceae. The transcript has 6 exons. Gene Ontology annotation, molecular function: glutathione gamma-glutamate hydrolase. Gene Ontology annotation, cellular component: plasma membrane. Gene Ontology annotation, biological process: glutathione catabolic process.